AUGGACCCAACAGUUAAGCUGAAAGCCAAUGAUGAGAGUGCUCCUAUCGAUAGAGGACGUUACCAGCGCCUUGUGGGGAAACUUAUUUAUCUAUCUCACACAAGACUUGACAUUGGUUUUUCCGUUAGUGUUGUUAGCCAGUUCAUGAAUUACCCAACUGAGCGACAUAUGACUGCCGUAUAUAGAGUUCUGAUAUACCUCAAGAUGACACCGGGUAAAGGCCUAUUUUUCUCUAGAACUUCUAAAAGAAAUAUCGAAGUGUUUUCAGAUGCAGACUGGGCUGGGUCAGUGACUGAUCGCAGAUCAACAUCAGGCUAUUGCUCCUAUGUGUGGGGUAACUUGGUAACUUGGAGGAGCAAGAAACCAUCAGUUGUAGCCCGUAGUAGUGCAGAAGCAGAAUUCUGCACCAUGGAACAAGGCAUUUGUGAAGGUAUUUGGUUACAGAGAUUAUUGUCUGAAUUAAAAGUGACUUUAGAUUAA
Messenger RNA from Morus notabilis, 480 nucleotides. RefSeq lists its product as uncharacterized. The transcript has a single exon. Lineage: Eukaryota; Viridiplantae; Streptophyta; Magnoliopsida; Rosales; Moraceae. The coding region runs from base 1 to 480 and encodes 159 amino acids. The record is from RefSeq and is a predicted model, not a curated record.